Molecule: messenger RNA, 1197 nt
Organism: Vanderwaltozyma polyspora DSM 70294
Lineage: Eukaryota; Fungi; Ascomycota; Saccharomycetes; Saccharomycetales; Saccharomycetaceae
Gene: CDC12
Product: septin CDC12
Exons: 1
Coding region: 1-1197 (398 amino acids)
Biological process (GO): cytoskeleton-dependent cytokinesis
Cellular component (GO): cell division site; cytosol; septin complex
Molecular function (GO): molecular adaptor activity; GTP binding; GTPase activity
Source: RefSeq, a predicted model, not a curated record
AUGAGUACUGCUGCAGUUGCUGUUCCAACUAAUAGCGUUGGUAUUUCAAACUUACCAAACCAACGUUAUAAAAUUGUCAAUGAAAAAGGUGACCAUUUCACUAUCAUGGUUUGUGGUGAAAGUGGUUUAGGUAAAACCACUUUCAUCAAUACUUUAUUUCAAACUACUUUAAAACACCAAGAGCCUCGUCGUAAUAAUGGUCCAAUUAAGAAGACUAUUGAUAUUGAUAUUACUCGUGCUGUUCUAGAAGAAAAAAACUUUAAAUUAAGAGUCAAUGUCAUCGAUACACCAGGUUUUGGUGAUAAUGUAAACAACAAUAAAUCAUGGCAAAGAAUCAUCGAUUUCAUCGACGAUCAACACGAUUCUUACAUGCGUCAAGAACAACAACCAUUCCGUAAAAUUAAGUUCGAUUUAAGAGUCCAUGCCGUACUAUAUUUCAUAAAACCAACUGGUCAUGGUUUAAAACCUUUGGAUAUUGAAACUAUGAAGAAAAUCUCAACUCGUGCAAACUUAAUUCCUGUAAUUGCCAAGACCGAUACUUUAACACAACAGGAAUUAUCCACUUUUAAAUUGAGAAUUAGACAAGUUAUUGAAACUCAAGAAAUUCGUAUUUUCACACCUCCAAUUGACGAAAGUAUCUUAUCUAAUGGUAGUGCUACUGAAGAUAACAGCGCUGCCAUCGAACAUGCCCGUCAAUUAAUCGAAUCAAUGCCAUUUGCUAUUGUUGGUUCAGAGGAAAGAUUCACCAAUGAUAAAGGUGUCCAAGUAAUUGCCAGAAAAUACCCUUGGGGUUUGGUUGAAAUCGAAAACGAUUCACACUGUGAUUUCCGUAAAUUAAGAAGUUUAUUAUUAAGAACUAAUCUGUUGGAUUUGAUUUUAUCGACAGAAGAGGUCCAUUACGAAGCAUACAGAGCUUUAAGAUUAGGGAACAGUAAUGAAGAGAACAAAGAUUCCUCUAUUCCAAUAAAUACCCCAGCAAGAAAAUUAUUAUCCAGUAAUCCACACUUUAAGGAAGAAGAAAAUGCAUUAAAGAAAUACUUCACAGAACAAGUCAAGGCAGAAGAACAAAGAUUUAGACAAUGGGAACAAAAUAUUGUUAAUGAAAGAGUUAGAUUAAAUAAUGAUUUAGAGGACAUACAAUCAAAGGUCAAAAAAUUAGAGGAACAAGUUAAAAAUUUGCAAUUAAAAAAGCGUUAA